CAUUCAUAACACCAUACUUUCUCUCACCUAACUUCUUAUUCCCUCUCUCUAGCCAUUUAUAUUCAUGUGUCUAUAGAGCUUUAGUUUCAUUUCUUGGUUCUUCGAAAUUAAAAACUAGUCCAUUUUUUCUUGUACUUUCUUGGGGUUUUUUUUUUUUUACUGAGAAAGAAAAGUUUUCCGGCUAGUUAAUUUGAGAGUUUUGGCGGCGGAGAGAGAAGAUCCAUGGCGGAGGAGACUGGUGGAAGGUCUUUGGAGCAAACCCCGACAUGGGCUGUCGCGGUGGUUUGCUUUGUUUUGGUUGCGAUUUCAAUUGUCAUCGAGCAUAUCAUCCAUCUCAUCGGAAAGUGGUUAAUGAAGAAACACAAGAGAGCUCUUUAUGAAUCACUUGAAAAGAUCAAAUCAGAGCUAAUGUUGCUGGGGUUUAUAUCCUUGCUCCUAACAGUAGGACAAGGUCAAAUCUCAAAGAUAUGCAUACCAAAGAGUGUAGGGGCUACAUGGCAUCCAUGCAGUAAGGGCCGGGAGGCCAUCUCAACCAAUACUGAAGCUGGACGCCGGAGGCUUCUGGCGGCAUCAAGCGCCACUGGAAGUUUCCGGCAUAUUCUGGAGGAGACCGCCGUCGCCGCCCCCGCAUCAACUGAUAGAUGUGGCCCGAAUAAAGUCCCAUUUGUGUCAGCUGAAGGGAUUCAUCAACUCCACAUCUUCAUAUUUGUGUUGGCUGUUUUUCAUGUCCUUUACUGUAUUCUCACCAUGGUUUUGGGCAGAUUGAAGAUGAGACGUUGGAAGUCAUGGGAAAAGGAAACAAGAACAGUGGAGUACCAGUUCUCACAUGAUCCGGAGAGGUUCAGAUUUGCAAGAGAGACUUCAUUCGGGCGAAGGCAUUUGAGCUUCUGGACCAAGAAUCCAGUACUCAUUUGGAUUGUUUGCUUUUUCAGACAAUUUGUAAGGUCGGUUCCAAAAGUUGAUUACUUGACGCUGAGACAUGGAUUCAUCAUGGCACAUUUGGCACCUCAAAGCCAUUCAAAAUUUGAUUUUCAGAAGUACAUCAAUAGGUCACUUGAAGAAGAUUUCAAGGUGGUUGUGGGAAUUAGUCCACCAAUCUGGUUCUUUGCUGUGGUUUUCCUACUCUUUAAUACCCAUGGCUUGUAUUCGUAUCUUUGGCUACCAUUUAUCCCCUUAAUUAUCAUACUGUUGGUGGGAACAAAAUUACAGGUGAUAAUAACAAAGAUGGGGCUGAAUAUACAAGAGAGAGGAGAGGUAGUGAAGGGAGUCCCAGUGGUUCAGCCUGGUGAUGACCUCUUUUGGUUUAACCGUCCCCGCCUCAUUCUCUACCUCAUCAACUUUGUCCUCUUUGAGAAUGCCUUUCAGCUUGCUUUCUUUGCAUGGACUUUGUAUGAAUUUGGAAUUAAGUCGUGUUUCCAUGAGCAUUUGGAAGAUGUGAUUAUCAGAAUCUCCAUGGGAGUUAUCAUACAGAUUCUGUGCAGCUACGUUACUCUCCCUCUGUAUGCCCUUGUAACUCAGAUGGGUUCAACAAUGAAGCCAACCAUAUUCAACGAGAGAGUAGCAGCGGCUCUACGAAACUGGCACCACACAGCUAGAAAACACAUCAAAGAGAUCCAGAAGUCCGGCACCGUGACCCCGAUGUCGAGCCGCCCUGCAACACCGUCCCACCACAUGUCUCCUGUCUACCUCCUCCGCCAACACAAAUCUGAGAUGACCGACAGCCUCCAUACAUCCCCAAAUGCAACAAACUUCGAUGCCGAGCAUUGGGACACCGACGGAUCUGCCUCCCCUUCGUACCACCACCCCCACCGCUACCAAAGGGGUGGUGGUGAUGAUGGAUCGUUGUCACAUCACCACCACCAUCACAAUAUUGAGCUUGGUUAUAUGGACCCUGAUGUCCACAACAACCAAGAGCCGAGCUCGAGCCAAAGCCAAGUGGCUCCAUUGCCACAAACCGAGAUUGAUAUAGGAUUAGGAAAUAACAAAGAUUUUUCAUUUGAUAAAAGAGCUAGUACUUGAAUAACUAUGAUGGAUUGAAUUAGUUCCGCAAUGCAUUAAUGCUAAGUGUAUAAAAUUAAAAUAUUAAAGCAAAACAAAAAUAUAUUGUCUAAUUAAUUUUUUUUUGGAGG
Messenger RNA from Camellia sinensis, 2129 nucleotides. Its product is annotated as MLO-like protein 6. NCBI's taxonomy places the organism in Eukaryota, Viridiplantae, Streptophyta, Magnoliopsida, Ericales, Theaceae. Gene Ontology annotation, cellular component: membrane. The record is from RefSeq and is a predicted model, not a curated record. Gene Ontology annotation, biological process: defense response.